CCUGACAAACAUUCUUUAUGCGGCUCGCCAUCUGAAUGAGAACAGCAGGGAUGAGCGGGCCGGGGGUGGAGGGGAGAAUGACACUUUAAGAAAGAGAAGAGACACAAUCAAAUGAUCCUCUUCUGGAAAGCAAUCCCAGCCAGAUGGAGACAAGGGGACAGGCUGCGUAAAUAACUGGUCUGCCGAACACUUUGCUGUUUUCUGAACAAGCAGGAUUCAGGAAAAGUGAAUGAGAAGCUGGGCUCCAAGCUUCCAUGCUCUUGGUUCGCUGAUCUGUGAACUAAUAAGGGUGGGCUACGUGUGCAGCCCAGGGAUACUCAGCCAUGAAAGGUGAGCUGCUGUUGCUUUCAAGCAUGAUCUUCUUACUGCAGGGGGCCUGUGGCUGCCCAGAGAAGUGCUUCUGUCACUCAUCUUCAAACUCUGUAGACUGCAGCCGCCAAGGUCUGGCUGAAAUCCCUCCCGACCUGCCUCCUGAGACACUAACACUGCUCCUGCAAGAUAACCAGAUAUGCCAGCUUCCUGCUCUUGCAUUUCGGAGAGUGCCACGGCUCAAGAUCUUAAAUCUGUCCAACAAUUCCCUUUCAAACCUGGCCCCGGAAGCUUUCCACGGACUUCAGCAUUUGGAGGUUUUAAAUCUAACCCAGAACUCCCUGCUUUCCUUGGAAAGCAGACUUUUCCAUUUUCUCCCGCAGCUGCGGGAGCUGGAUUUGUCAUCCAACAACAUAAGCCACCUACCCCAGUCCCUGGGAGAGCCCUGGGAGAAUCUAACUGUAUUUGCAGUGCAACAAAAUCAGCUUCAGCAUCUCAGCCGUGAGCUCCUAGAAUCCAUGCCCAGGGUGAGGCUGUUACUGCUCCAGAACAACCUCUGGAAAUGCAAUUGCCACCUGCUUGGUCUUAAACUCUGGCUAGAGAAAUUUAUCUAUGAAGGGGGAAUAACAGACGGCAUUGUCUGUGGGUCACCCGACCCCUGGAGGGGGAAGGAUCUCCUUAAAAUCCCCCACGAGCUGUACCAGCCCUGCCCUCCUCCUCCUCCUCCAGAGCUAGUGUCUGCCCAGGCUCCGCAGCACAGCUCUGAACACGGGGAGCUUCGCAAGCCUCCUGAGGACCACAUCCUGGGCCUGCACGAUACCUCAGAGUGUGCGGUCAAACCCAAACCAAGGCCUGCCAACCUGCGUCAUGCCGUGGCUACUGUUGUGAUCACCGGGGUUGUGUGUGGCAUUGUGUGCCUCAUGAUGCUGGCGGCUGCCAUCUACGGCUGCACCUACGCAGCCAUCACAGCCCAGUACCACGGCCGACCCUCGGCUCAAACCAGUGAGUCUGGGAAGACAGGAGGGAAAGACCUGUUUGACAACUUGCCAGCCUAACAGCAUGCACCUCGAAGAGCAGUGAGCAUCACAGGCUGGACAAAAGGCCUGAGUGUCACCUGUCAUUGUCUCAUUUUGCUUUUUCCAAAAGGUAAAAAAAAAAAAAAAAAAAAAAGCGUCUUUAAAAUGAUGUUCCUGGGAAGACAUGUAUGUUGAAAUUUUUAAAAUACCACAGAUUAAAUAGAGAUGC
Molecule: messenger RNA, 1554 nt
Organism: Chinchilla lanigera (long-tailed chinchilla)
Lineage: Eukaryota; Metazoa; Chordata; Mammalia; Rodentia; Chinchillidae
Gene: Lrtm1
Product: leucine-rich repeats and transmembrane domains 1
Exons: 3
Coding region: 324-1364 (346 amino acids)
Cellular component (GO): extracellular matrix
Molecular function (GO): protein binding
Source: RefSeq, a predicted model, not a curated record